CCGCGGAGGUUGGCAGUGAAGUGAAAAUCACCGUGCAAGCAAUUUAGGCGGGGAAUUGCUGAUUCUGCUCCGGAUUUGGAAUCCUUGGCGAAGUGGCCCCUGCCGCGUUUGUUCUGGCAUUCGCCCGUUCGUCGUCCUUCUUUUUGUUUGUUCAUUUUGGUUUCUUCUUCUUCUUCUUCGUCGUCGUCGUCGUCGUGGUUUGUCGUCUCGUUUUGUGGGCGUCGCUAAUCGUGGUCAGUGUGAGUGAAGAAAGCAUCUGAGCGCUGCACGGAAGGAGAGGAGGGAGAGUGUGUGGCGAAGAGAACGGACAUAUUUACUACGACGUAAGGAUCAGAUUGUGCGCCUGUCAACAUGCCGAAGAAUAAGGGAAAGGGAGGAAAAAAUAGGAGAAGGGGAAAGAACGAGAAUGACGAGAAGAGAGAGCUCGUCUUCAAAGAAGAUGGGCAAGAAUACGCGCAGGUGACCCGAAUGCUUGGGAACGGAAGACUGGAGGCACAAUGUAUGGAUGGAAUCAAGCGGCUUUGUCACAUUCGGGGCAAAAUGAGGAAAAAAGUUUGGGUCAAUGCGGGUGAUAUUAUCCUUGUAGGCCUGCGAGACUACCAAGAUGAAAAAGCUGAUGUCAUCCAGAAAUACAUGGCAGAUGAAGCAAGAAGUUUGAAGGCCUAUGGAGAGCUGCCAGAAUCCAUUCGUGUCAACGAAUCGAAUGAACAAGAAGAAGGGGAGAAUAAUGACGACUUGAUCCACUUUGAUGAUAUCAGUGAGAUCUAAAGAGGCUGAGUGUUUCUGGUCUCAGAUGCAUUUGGGGUUGGUCGGCAUGGUGCCGGAGCUUCACAGUUUGGCCUCCUCUUUGCAGCAUCAUGAUCUCUCUCCUCCCUGCCACCAAUGGAGGAGGUCGACAUUUGAUGACAGCUGAUAGACUCCCUGGAGUUCCCUCAGUUUGCCACAGAUGCAUGACCAGGGUGUUAAAGAAGGUGGCCCGGUGGGGGAGGUGGGUAGGGGGAAAGGGGAGCGAUUAUUGAUGCACGAGAAGUUGGUGGGGUUUUUCAGGCCCCCCUGAUGUUUCACAUGGUGUGCAUGUGUGCCGGGAAGAGUUGCUGCAGGGUUCCGGAGCAAGGAGGGAAAGAAAUCUCUAUCUAGCUUGUAGAUUUGCAGGAAUGCGACUUUGGACUCAAGGUCGUUGGUCAGUCCUGUGUCUUUACCUGCUCUGCAACGUGCUGCUGCAUGGGUUGAUGUUUAGUGCAGGUUAUAGGUGGCUGAUGGACGCUGUCGCAAUGUGUUGGGAGUGUAUUUGUUUUCCACUUGUCUUUGUUUUAAGUUUUUGUGCCACCUGCGAAGGGUGUCAUUUCAAUCCUGCAUAAGCAGGUGGAUUCCUGGGUAAUGUGCUUAUCGCCUAACUGCCGGGAGAGAGUACUUCACGUACCUGUGUCGUGGCCAAGACAUCAGUGAACCCUCUGCUUUGUGCUCUUGAAUUGCGUAACUAACCUCUUUGUUCUUCACCAAGGAUGAUGGUGUGUAUGUGCUAGCGUGUUGGUUAGCUAGCGUGUGUAGCAGGAUGUGAUGUAUCUUGUGCCAUGAUUGGAAGCGUUUCACCGAGGCUUUUUUUCCCCUUUCGGUCCCAAAGUUUUUUGCAGGUUCUCUCUGUUGGUCUGUACGGCUUGUAUCUUGUAGGUUGAGCGAGGGUCACACACUGUGAGAGCAUUUCUAAAGACGGUAUGAGACACCACAGGGAGUAAGGUCACAACACAGUUAAGACUCUCUCAUCUUGCAACUCGAGAAUUAAAUUCCGGUUGAGGUUGCUUGGUGCAGAAGAAGG
Molecule: messenger RNA, 1813 nt
Organism: Chara braunii
Lineage: Eukaryota; Viridiplantae; Streptophyta; Charophyceae; Charales; Characeae
Source: the annotation of a GenBank genome assembly